AUGUGGCGCACAGAGUAUCCGGUCACUCUAGAGUUUGGCCAAAUUGCGCAUUCUUGGAAGCCCGACGCCAUUGUCAAAGCACUUGAAACGUAUGCAGCUGAUACGCUUGAGGUGCUGGAUUUAAGCUCUGAAAUGUGCGACAUAUCAAAGAAAUUCAUUCAAAGCUCUUUGCUAAACGACCGAGAAAGACACGGCUCCGAGAGAUAUUGCAUCAAGACUUUGAAAGGAUUGUUGGGUCUGCGGAUGGUGUUCCUGCAUGUCACUGCGUUGCCAGCAAAGGACAAAUGGAUCAAAUGGAAUGAGUCUAAUGAUGCAUGCCGACCUGUGUAUCGUAGAUUGGUCGACUUUCUGCCUAAGACAGUGGAGAAAAUACACCUUUGUGGAUCCUUGACAGGCAAAGAGGCACGACAGGUUUUUCACCGCUUGAUUGUUGACGAUCAUCUUUCUUUGCCAAAUUUGCGCCACAUUCAUACCGACCGGCCUAUCAAGAUCAACAAGAGUCUCACGAAACGACUUCAAAGGGAUUUUGGAAUAUGCUUCAAGAUUUUUCGUCGACAUUCCCAGAGUGACAGCAAUCAGAUUCCGUUCCCAAAUCAUGGGCUACUCGUACCCGAAGAUCUUUUCUCCUAUCCAGCACUCAUUGGUGACUACGAUGAAAAGUCCGCCUUGGCCGUUGUCAAAGCAGAAUAUGGUUUUGGGAGAUCAUGGAUGAGUUUGGUGAAGACGAGAGGCAAGAUUGAGACUAAAUAUGGCGAGAAGCUAGAGUCGGAAGAGAAUGGUCGGUCAACGAAGAAGGAACGACCAGGUCAUUUCUUUGGUCGGACGACAUGUCUUGAUCUCCAUGGUGGGAAUCGUGACUUGAGCAGUAGAAUCGAGUACAUCUUGAUAAGACUUUUCAUACCUGAAAAGAGGCCUACUUACCACAUGAGAUGCUUCCAAAUGUUAUACGCCGCUACACAGUGUUUCAGCCUUGCCCAUCUUCUUUGUUUGACGCACGAUCCAACCUGUCCUAUGAACCAUGGAAAAACACCUGUUGGAACAAUACGACGAGGUCAUGGGUCCCUUGGUGGAUUAAGGUACGGCUUCGAGUUCCAACAGGCUGGGAUUAUUGAAGAAUAA
Messenger RNA from Bacidia gigantensis, 1119 nucleotides. RefSeq lists its product as uncharacterized. NCBI's taxonomy places the organism in Eukaryota, Fungi, Ascomycota, Lecanoromycetes, Lecanorales, Ramalinaceae. The coding region runs from base 1 to 1119 and encodes 372 amino acids. The transcript is spliced from 3 exons. The record is from RefSeq and is a predicted model, not a curated record.